Molecule: messenger RNA, 3458 nt
Organism: Diaporthe batatas
Lineage: Eukaryota; Fungi; Ascomycota; Sordariomycetes; Diaporthales; Diaporthaceae
Exons: 2
Coding region: 603-3035 (810 amino acids)
Source: RefSeq, a predicted model, not a curated record
CCAGGUCUCACUCAUCAAACCAUUCUCUCGCCGAAAACCACGGCCGACUGGGGCUGCGCCGCCCAAUGAGAAGCCGGGAUGUGGCCCCACCCCCGUCGGCCGCUACAAGUGCCCCUGGGCCGGUCUGCUAGGAGGCUACGGGCUCUCGGACGGGGUCGUCGGGCGGGCAGGCCGUACCCCACAGUAUCGCACUAUCAGAACCGCCAGAGUCCGCAUGUAGACGCUAGCGGAAAGACGCUAUUCCAUUUCGGCUCGCCGAAUGACUGAACUGCACCCUUUGCUGCGCCUUGUCCAAGAUGGCUUCCCGAGUUUCAAGGCCGCAAGGCCGCAAAGCAUAUGAAGUUGACUCCCUCCCGGGGCCGGUGAGUACUGACGGCGGCUCUCACCCUUCUUCCUCCUCAACUAAUCGACAGAUCGAGUCGUGACCAGAGAUUGACCCCGUAUCUUGACCCUCACCAAGACUGAAGAGCCCAGCUCUUCUGCCUCGAGCCCAAUCUCCGUUAUCACCGGGCUGUCAUCUGCCACCAAGUUGGCGGUCGCCACACAAAGUGCAUCCCCGUCCCCGUCCCCGUCCCCAGAGCUUCAGUCACCACCCUGUAGCCAUGGCCGGCAUGCCGCGAGCCACCCCGGCUGUCGGGGGCUUCAGCGUCUACCAGCCUGCCCUCGGCUCCCCGCUGCAGUUCCUGCCCGCCGUCGGCUCCAAGGAGCUUGAGCAGCUCGUCGGUGCCUACCUUCCCGGGCCCGGAUCCGCCCAGGAGAAGCGCGCCGCCAUCUCCAUGGACUUCUUCGAGCACUCGCGCCAGACUGGCGAGAACUUCAAGUACUACGCCGUCGUCACCCCUGCCGCCACCCCCGAGUCCGCCUACAACGUCUCGCCUGUCAUGUCCGACCUCAGCUUCUACAGCUCCCCGUCGCAGGCCUCCACGCCCGCGGUGGCUCCAGCACCAACCAAGUCCCGCGCUGCGUCCCAGAAGCCAAAGACCUCCGCCUCAGCCGCUGACUUCUCGCACCUUCCCGGCAUGAAGAUCCUCACUGCCGAUGGCCAGGACGUCACAAACUCCGUCUCCCGCGGCUGCAAGAGCAAGGAGCAGCGAGACCACGCUCACCUCAUGCGCAUCCUCAAGGCUUGCGAUGCUUGCAAGAAGAAGAAGGUCAAGUGCGACCCCAGCCACAAGAAGCGCCCCGCCUCUCAGGUCGAGUCCAGGUCUGAGGCAGCUAAGCCGGCCAAGAAGUCAAGGAAGGCCGCCGCUCCAUCCCCAAAGGCACACUCCACAGUCUUUACGCCUGCUACAGAGGCCUCUUUCCAGAUGGACAGCCUGGGCCCCAGCAGUGUCGAUUUUUCAUCUUCCAUCGACGAGCCUUGGGACCAGUUCCUGACCUUCAACGACGAGCCAGUCGGUGUUGCUGUCCCUCAAGACUUCUACGGCGCCAUCCCACAGGACUUCGACCUCUUUUUUGGCGUCGACAACUCCUUCUCGCCAUCCUUCUCCGGCUCUUCUGCCUCUUCUUCUACCCAGCCACUGACACCCGUCAGCUCCGGCCUCCUCACACACGCAAAUGACUUCUCCUUCAACGAGGACGAUGUCCUGGUACUCCUUUCGGGCGCAGGCAACAGCCAGGAGCCAAACCUGCCAUACCUCAACCCAGCCGGCCAGCUUGGCAGCAACUACGCGGACUUCAACCUCUUCUCUCCUGCCUCUAGCUUCAUUGACGAGGAGCCACAGUUGCUCAAGUCUGGCCCAUCCUCACAAGCCCAGUCACCAGCCGGUAUGAACGAGCAACUACCGGGCACCGGCCUAGCCCGCGACCAGCAGUCACGCUUUGAACGGCCUCAGUCCCAGUCACGAUCCGUGCUGAGCCCCAGCAGCCCUCAGCAGCGGGUUCCGGGUCGCGGACAAGCCGCAGGACUUGCAAGUGAGCUGAGCGGCUCACUGGCGUACCACCCAGAUGACGCUGGUCACAACACAGCUCGCUCCGUAAAUGCCGUGACCAGACCACAGGGUCUCCAGACUACACGCAGUCACACGAUAUCGGGCGCUCAACAGGUACCAGCCGUGAGCUUCUCUGAGGAUUCUGGUCCAAGCAGGCAGUCCUCUACGUCCGCUGUGUCACCAUCCGUGCUCUCACAAGGAUCCAGUCUGCGGUCCACCGGCCAGGACGCCACGCCAGCUCGCGCAGGCGUUGCCCAUGCAAGCUCACAGGCGAUUAGUCCCACUGAAAACCGUUACAUCGACCCGGGACGGUACCGCCCAGACCUCCCAGACCUCCCAGACCUAUCCGACGUUGCUCACUCACGACGGGUAUCUUCAGUCGCCGGAGUGUCGUCGAGGUCGGGCAGCACGGGCAGCCUAGGCCUACAGACGCAUGGUCUCUCCAGCCGUGCGGGCAGCACAAGCCAAGACGGACUUCCAUCUGGCCUUUCACUGCUCAGCCACGCGCCACAGGUGCCAACGUCGUCGAUCAAGGCCAAUGCUACGGUCGGACUAAGCCAGGUCACACGCACGAGUGUCGCUGGCCCAUGCCUCUCCGAAUCAAGCCCGGCACUUGCAUGCCAAAACCGGGGGCUCGGCUCCGCAAACGUCAAUGCAGAGCUGCCACUCCAGGGCGUCGUACUAAGCCCAGGACUUGCGCAGCACCCAAAACCUGCACCCAACCCAGCGCGCCUGCUAUCAUCGCAGCACAGCGCGCCACUCUCCUCGCCGGCGCGGCAAUUGCUGGUACCUGGCGGCUCCUCUUCACUGGUGCUGCCGUCACAGCUGGCCGCGUCUGGCUUUGUUUCCAUGUUGCUAUCACUGCUGAUGGUGGUGGUCGUGGUGACGACGUUGCAUCAACCAAAAACACAAAGACAAGCACAACCCCAAGACAUCCUCGCCGGUCUGCCAAGCAUAGCAGCGGCCUUCCUCGCCCUCAUGUCGACGGCCGCCCCAGUCUCAACUCUUCCCCAGCAGAAGAGAUCCGGGGGUAUCCUCGGCCGGGCCAGGGGCUUUCUCAGCCCUCUCGCCCGCGUCGUGCCGCUGAUAAGCAGCUACUGCUGAUCUGGAACCUGGCCUCGCCGCCCUCGGGCAUAGAUGAACCCAGCUUCCUCAGCCGUCGUCCUGCGAGGAUGAUGUUGGCUCUGUCUGGCUUUAGCGUCUUGUGUGUCUUUUGUUGUUUGCAUCUGUUGUGAUACCCAACCGUCCAUUGCUUUCUUUCUCUCUGAUUUAUGCAUUUUUUGGAAACAAUAACUUUCAUCCCCUGUUGCCGAGCGUGUGUACGUGUUGUGUUGUGUGCCUGUGUUGGAGGGGUUGUUUGGCCACGCGAUGCGUUGCCCAUGGGAGGUGUGGGGGAAUAAAGGCUGGCUACCGGGGGUCAUUGUUGACUGCUUUGUGGGUACGCAGUUGGUUACUGGCCCGGUUUGGGGUCAGAUUCGGCUAUGUACAUAUCUACAGAUAGGAAAUGAGAUCUCUGGUGGCUGAAAA